Penicillium subrubescens is the source of this 1551-nucleotide messenger RNA. RefSeq lists its product as uncharacterized. The transcript has a single exon. The record is from RefSeq and is a predicted model, not a curated record. Gene Ontology annotation, molecular function: protein binding. NCBI's taxonomy places the organism in Eukaryota, Fungi, Ascomycota, Eurotiomycetes, Eurotiales, Aspergillaceae. The coding region runs from base 1 to 1551 and encodes 516 amino acids.
AUGACUGUCCCUCUUUCCAGUGGCCAGGCCACUUGCCAUGACCUUGCAUUCCUACCGAGGGACCUUUUCUUGAUCAUCCUCGAGUUGUUGGAGCCCAAGGAUCUGGUAUGGUGUCGCCGCGUCUCACGAGCGUGGAACGAGGCCUUCAGCAACCCGGACAUCGUGCUUCCACUCUUCAAGAGACAUUUUCCAUGGACGCAAGAAUUCAAGAACCUCCAACCUGGAUCUUCCAAAUAUGAUGGCUCCUCUGUUACGGCAGAAUCCAUCCGCCAUGCCUUCGACCAAGCGGUCGCCCGAUAUAAUCACCUAGAACGGGGAACACCCCGCUCCGUGCAGAGACACAGUCUAUGCAGUGAGAUGGGCUGGUCAUGGGAGCGACAGUUCUACCCAGUGCAGCCGUGGGAGGGGCAUGCCAGUCACUACAUGGGUGAGGUCGACCGCCAGUUUACGGAAGCAAUGUGGACAUAUGAAGAUGGACUGUUGGUCUUCCCUUCAGCAGACCGUUGGAUGCUCAUGCUCGUAGAUCUGAGCAGCGACAAACAAUUCCUAGUGCCAUUUGUCCUUGAUGGCAGGAUCAUUCGAAGAGUACGACUGCAGAAGCGCGUGCUCGUUGUAGAAUGGGCCGAACCAAAAGCCUUCCACUGGCUCAAUGAAAGCGAUGGCGUGCAUCGUCAUUUCGCCACAUCCUUUAAUGUGGUCCCGAGUGACAAAUAUGACCACGAUGGUAGAUGGCAUAUUAUUCCGCGCAAUGAGUGGAAAAUCAUGUUUCUGGGCCAUCCACUCAGUGAGCGCGAUCGGUUCUUCUCUGCACACAGCGACACACACUAUGUCAUCUACAUCUGGCAACCGAACCGCAGUUUGUACACGGCAGAUGAGGAUGCGCCCAUCGAGUCCUUGUUCGUGUGGGAUAUUUCAAAGAAAUCAGACUAUCGCCCAUCCCUCGACCCCUCAGGGGCACAAACAGGCCCCGAGGUAGACCAGUCCCCGUCUAUUGUGGCUCGAUUCGGAUUCCAAGAUCUUGAGCACUUCCGCAUUCGACAGAGGGGCUUCCCACGUAUCCAGCAGCUAGAAGUCUCGGAUGAUGGGCAGACUGUGUACAUCACCGAGAAUUUUCGCUUCUUUGAUGCCACUGAACUGCCUACACCGCUUGGUGUGCCUGACACCGUCGUGACCGGAAUCCCGACAACUGGAAUUGGUCCUCAUAACCGAUUCACUCCCGAUUUCAUCCUGACAGCGUAUCGAAGCAACGACAAUGCCCAUGAAUUGCCCCUCCUCCUCUUCAACAUGAGCCAUUUGCACGAGUCUUGGUACAAUAUCAUCGCACAGGUGACCGAUCGUGGAUCCGGCGUGGCCCUCCGUAUCCAUUUCAGCAGUGACGAAGUAAAUGAUUACCUAGAUGAGUCGAUAUAUUUGACUGUUGAGACGGAGAAGACCCGGGUCACAAGGGAAGUUUCGGAUUUUGCUGGCCGCGCCAAACUUUGUGGUUGUGAUAAAUACAUCAUAGGCGAGACGGAUAACCGUGAACUGGUGAUCUACAGAUUUGAUCGAUGA